CAGUGGUUGUGUCGUGUUUACUGUUAUGUGUCGUGUUGUAAAAUGUGAAAAAAGGCAAAUCUAAAAACAACACAAGUACCAGUACCAGCUGGUUCUGUUCUGGCAGCUUGAUUUGGGUUUAGUAAUUAGGUUAAAGAAUCUGUAGUAUUUUUAUUAAUGAUAUUGUGGGCAUAUUGAGGCAAAUAUAAUAGAUUUCUUGUCGUGAUAGUGGAAUUAAAUUCCUCAUCCAUGACACCAAAACUGCAAAUAUCCCAGAGCGUGUUGUCAAGGCUGGGAGAUGUCGGGAAACAACAAGAGGGUGCUGUGUACGGCACCAUGUACGACAACAGUCUGCUGGUCCUCGGGCUCAGUGUCGGGGCAGCGGGAACUGGGGCGGACCAGUACGCCCGACUACAGACCCAUCUGCCCACCGAAGUAGACUUCUGUGGAGUAGUCAUCUUCACCGAUGAUACUGACGACGAUCACGUCUCACCCGCCACGCUGGACACCUUAAAGGAGGUCCUGGUGACAGAUAACCCACUGGUGAUGAAGAGAGCCAUCAACUCCGGGACUCUCAGAGCCUACUUCUACUACAACGACCGGCUGGCCGAGGCACAAUACCAGGUGCUUACUGAGACUGAACUGUGUCAGAGGUUCGCCCAUGUGCGCCUGCGUGCGCGGGUUCCUCUGGUCUGCGACCCGGACCCACUGAGCGUGCAAGAGGCCAUCAACAAUCUACAGAAAUCAGUAUCGUCGGGGAAUGUAGCCUUCCAUAUAACCAGGACCAAGAUGUACCUGUUUGGCACUGAGAUGGUGGACUCCAGUCCAGCCGUCAGCCAGCUGCUCGACACUCUCAAGAUUUCUCCUGGCACAUCACUGGAGAAUUCAGACGUUAUAAACGUAACAAUGCUGGAGAAGGCCACAAGAGAUGCUCUCAGUGAAGACACAACCCGACUAGCUCCUGUCAUCCAUCAUCUCAAAUGUGCCAGACACUGUGUGAGCCUGACGUUGCCGGUGGAUCACAUGGCCCUGGUCCACGUGGAGCGCAAGGUGGCAGAACUGUACAACGUGCUGGUGGACACGCUCUGCCGUUCGCUCAGGAUUCUGGAGCGGUGUCUGAGUGGCCGGGAGCAAGUCAGCGUACCUCGAGCAUUCCACUUCCUGCCUCCCGUCGGCCACUUCUUCACUCUCGUAUACCCUGCAGAUAGCACUGACAAAGAUUUGGAGAGAAUUCGAGAUGGUGUCCACAAAGAGCUUAACCUGCCACAAGACAGGCCGAUGUUUCGGAGAGGCAAUGCUCAUGUGUUCAGGGAUGACAUUCCAGCAAACGCUCCACUCAUCAAUCCACAUGAGACCUUGAAGUGUCCAGUGAAAGACGGGCAAGUGAGUUUGGUGUAUGGACGGUACAGCUACCACCAUUACCUGCAGGAUGGCCAACAGGACGAUGGCUGGGGAUGUGCAUAUCGUAGUCUCCAAACAAUCGUCUCGUGGUUCCGUCACCAAGGUUACACAGACCGGCCGAUCCCCACGCACAAAGAGAUACAGCAGUGUUUGGUCGACAUAAAAGACAAGAAAGCCAGCUUCGUCGGCAGCAAGCAGUGGAUCGGGUCAACAGAGCUCAGCUACUGUCUGGACACCAUGCUGGGCGUGUCGUGUCGUAUACUGAACUUGAGUUGUGGCUCCGAGUUGGUAGACCUGGCUCCCGAGCUGGCUCGCCACUUCAUCGUCCAUGGCACACCUGUCAUGAUAGGAGGGGGAGUGCUGGCGCACACGAUCAUAGGAGUGGCAUUCAACCAAGAGAGCGAGGAAGUGCGGUAUCUCGUGUUAGACCCUCACUACACCGGCGCAGACCACCUCCAGACCAUUCACUCCAAGGGCUGGGUCGGCUGGAAGAAGCCGGAUUUCUGGACCAAGGGAGACUUCUACAACCUGUGCCUGCCCCUCCGCCCCUCCUGCUUCUAGCCUCACCUACCAAAUUAUUUUUAUAUCAGAUGGUUGUAAACAAUCACAAACCUAUUGUAUAUGGUAAUAAAGUUCAUUAUUUUUG
Homalodisca vitripennis (glassy-winged sharpshooter) is the source of this 2026-nucleotide messenger RNA. RefSeq names its product ufm1-specific protease 2 (gene Ufsp2). The record is from RefSeq and is a predicted model, not a curated record. Bases 229 to 1941 code for a protein of 570 amino acids. The transcript has 10 exons. NCBI's taxonomy places the organism in Eukaryota, Metazoa, Arthropoda, Insecta, Hemiptera, Cicadellidae.